This is a messenger RNA of Hyposmocoma kahamanoa, 6345 nucleotides long. It is a transcript of the gene Mi-2, whose product is annotated as chromodomain-helicase-DNA-binding protein Mi-2 homolog. Lineage: Eukaryota; Metazoa; Arthropoda; Insecta; Lepidoptera; Cosmopterigidae. The coding region runs from base 105 to 6029 and encodes 1974 amino acids. The record is from RefSeq and is a predicted model, not a curated record. The transcript is spliced from 19 exons. Gene Ontology annotation, biological process: chromatin remodeling; negative regulation of transcription by RNA polymerase II. Gene Ontology annotation, molecular function: chromatin binding; histone binding; ATP-dependent chromatin remodeler activity. Gene Ontology annotation, cellular component: nucleus; chromatin.
UUUCUGAAUUAAUUACCAUUUGUCGCAAAAAACUGCGCGUCCUUUAUCUUUUCUAGGCCAAAAAUCUUUCAUCUCGUUGCUGAUUGUAAUAUAAAGUGAAUCAAAUGGCUUCAGACGAAGAAGUAGACGGCUCUUUCGCAGGGGACGAGGACGUGGAGGAAGGUGAGGGUCACAACGAGAACUCUGGAGAAAGUGAUGAGGCUCCACCAAAGGAGGAUGAUGACUAUUCACCAGAAGACAGUAGAAAAAAGAAGAAAGGCAAGAAAAGAAAGGCACGUGGAGAAGACAAGAAAGGCAGAAAGAAAAAGAAGAAGCGGAGGAAUGAGAGUGAAGAAGAUGAAGACUUUGGAGUUGAGAUGGAGGCGGAGGGCGAUAGCGAUUACGCUCUCAGCGCUAUGUCCUCCUCUAAGAAAUCCCGCAAAGGACGUGGGAGCAAACACACCGCACCCGCGGCGUUCACGGCUUCCGAUUCUGGAUCUGGAAUGCCCACAGUGGAAGAAGUAUGCUCCUCAUUCAGUCUCACAGAUGUGGAUAUACAGUACUCUGAUGCGGACUUAGAAAAUUUGACUUCUUACAAGCUGUUCCAGCAGCAUGUUCGCCCUUUGCUUGUUAAAGAAAACCCCAAAGUGCCAGUGUCAAAACUAAUGAUGCUAGUGGCGGCAAAAUGGCGCUUAUUCUGCGAGACCAACCCACAUCUGAGUGGGGGCAACCAGAUGGGCUCAGAGGAGAAUACCAACACCUCCACCACUUCGGACUAUACGCCAAAGGCUAGACCGGGUCGCCCGCCUAAAGAACCUAAGAACGACGAAGUUGUAGAAGAACAGGAGGAGGAGGAGGAAGACGAAGAACCAAGUGAUGAAGACACGCCGGCGCCGCGUAAACGAGGACGCAAGGCCAAACACGGAACCGCGCCGCGAGGCAAACCAGGUCGGAAACCUAAGGUGCCCACGCUCAAGAUCAAGUUCAGCAAGAGAAAACGCACUAGCAGUGAAGAAUUUAGCGCCGGUGCGAACACAGACUCGGAUGCGGAGUUUGAGCAAAUGUUAGCAGAAGCGGAUGAGCCUAAAGCCACCACAGCAGCAGCGGCGACUGACGAGCCCGCUUUGCAGCCAAAAGAGGACGACCCCAACGCGCCGCCACAGCCUAAAAAGAAAGCUAAGACCAAGAUCGGAAAUAAAAGCAAGAAAAAGAAGAAGCUCAAGACUACCAGUAAGUUCCCUGACGGAGCUGAAGGGGAACAGGAACAUCAGGAUUAUUGUGAGGUGUGCCAGCAAGGCGGAGAGAUAAUUCUGUGUGACACUUGCCCACGCGCCUACCAUCUCGUGUGCCUGGAGCCCGAGCUGGAGGAGACCCCCGAGGGCCGUUGGUCCUGCCCCCACUGUGAGGCCGAAGGGAACCAGGACCAAGAGGAUGAGGAUGAGCACCAGGAGUUCUGCAGAAUCUGCAAAGAUGGCGGCGAGCUGCUGUGCUGCGACUCGUGUCCGUCGGCGUACCAUCGCCAUUGCCUCAAUCCGCCCCUGGAUGAAGUCCCCGACGGCGAAUGGCGUUGUCCUCGAUGUAGCUGCCAACCUCUAGAAGGCAAAGUGGGAAAGAUCCUGACAUGGCGGUGGAAGGAGCAGCCGGCAAAGUCGAAGGCGCCACGAGCGAGAGAAUUCUUCGUCAAGUGGCACGAGAAGUCCUAUUGGCAUUGUAGCUGGAUCUCUGAGUUACAGUUGGACGUGUUCCACCCUCUUAUGUACCGCUACUAUAUGCGUAAGUCCGACCCCGAAGAACCGCCGAAGUUGGAAGAACCGUUGGAUGAACGCGACGGCCGCUAUAAACGCUUACAGAAAGAUAAAGCCAAAGAUGACGACACGGAUGAGAAAGUGCUAGAAGAGCAAUUUUACAGAUACGGAGUUAAACCAGAGUGGCUCAUUGUGCACCGCGUGAUAAACCAUCGCACAUCUCGGGACGGCACCACUUAUUACUUGGUAAAAUGGAGAGAUCUAUCUUACGAUCAGGCCACAUGGGAGUCCGAGCAUGCAGACAUCGCUGGCCUUAAACAAGCAGUAGAUUACUAUCAGGAUAUGCGCGCAUUCAUAACAUCUGAAGGCAAGACUAAAAGCAAAGGAAAGAAACCAGGUCGCAAAAGUAAGAAUAGGGAAAACAUCGAUGAGGACGAAAGCAGCAGCGGUUUGUCCACGAAACCCAGGCGCUAUAACCCUCCACCAGACCGCCCAACCACCAAUCUAAAUAAGAAAUACGAAGAUCAGCCUGCCUUUGUAUAUGAGACUGGAAUGCAGCUACACCCCUAUCAACUCGAGGGUCUUAACUGGCUCCGCUAUUCUUGGGGCCAGGGUAUUGACACCAUAUUGGCCGACGAGAUGGGUCUCGGAAAAACCAUCCAAACAGUCACAUUCUUGUACUCCCUCUUCAAAGAGGGGCACUGCAAAGGACCAUUUCUCGUUUCCGUGCCUUUGUCUACUAUCAUCAAUUGGGAAAGAGAGUUCGAGUUGUGGGCCCCCGAUUUGUAUUGCAUCACUUAUGUCGGUGACAAAGAUUCUCGUGCAAUUAUCAGAGAAAACGAGCUGACGUUUGAUGAUGGCGCAAAUAGAGGCGGCAGACCCUCCAAGAUUAAGUCUCAAGUUAAGUUCAACGUGCUUCUCACAUCUUACGAGUUGAUAUCUAUAGAUUCUACUUGUCUCGGCUCCAUCGAGUGGUCAGUCUUGGUCGUCGAUGAAGCUCACAGAUUGAAGAGUAAUCAAUCAAAGUUCUUCAGACUUUUGGCUGGUUAUCAUAUUAACUACAAGUUACUACUGACUGGUACACCCCUGCAAAAUAACCUCGAGGAAUUGUUCCAUUUGUUGAAUUUCUUAAACAAGGACAAAUUCAACGAUCUAGCGGCAUUCCAAAAUGAAUUUGCUGACGUUUCUAAGGAAGAACAGGUCAAGAGGCUUCACGAAAUGUUGGGACCACACAUGUUGCGGCGUCUUAAAGCUGAUGUGCUCAAGAAUAUGCCGACGAAAUCAGAAUUUAUUGUUCGCGUUGAGUUGUCUCCAAUGCAGAAGAAAUACUAUAAAUACAUUCUGACUAGGAACUACGAGGCUUUGAAUCCAAAAAGCGGUGGACAAACAGUUUCUCUGCUAAACGUAAUGAUGGACUUAAAAAAAUGCUGCAACCAUCCUUAUCUUUUCCCUGUAGCGGCCGAGGAGGCUCCUUUAGGUCCUCACGGCAACUACGACACUCAGGCUCUAAUUAAAGCUGCAGGAAAAUUAGUGUUAUUGUCUAAAAUGUUGAAACUACUCAAGGAACAAGGUCACAGAGUGCUCAUCUUCUCACAGAUGACGAAAAUGUUGGAUAUCCUUGAAGAUUUUCUUGAAGGCGAGGGCUACAAAUAUGAGAGAAUUGACGGUGGAAUUACUGGUACAAUCCGUCAAGAAGCUAUCGACAGAUUCAAUGCUCCUGGCGCACCGCAGUUCGUAUUCUUACUAUCAACCAGAGCUGGUGGUCUUGGUAUUAACUUGGCCACAGCUGAUACUGUCAUAAUUUACGAUUCUGACUGGAAUCCCCACAAUGAUAUCCAAGCCUUCUCGCGUGCUCAUCGUAUCGGUCAGGCCAACAAAGUCAUGAUCUACCGUUUUGUCACUCGUAACAGUGUGGAAGAAAGAGUAACACAAGUAGCGAAAAGAAAGAUGAUGCUUACGCACUUGGUCGUACGCCCCGGCAUGGGUGGCAAGGGUGCUAAUUUCACAAAGCAAGAAUUAGACGAUAUUUUGAGAUUUGGUACAGAAGAAUUAUUUAAAGAAGAAGAGGGUAAAGAAGAAGCCAUUCACUAUGACGACAAAGCGGUUGGCGAGUUGUUAGAUCGCUCGAAGGAAGGUAUUGAACAGAAAGAAUCUUGGGCAAACGAGUACCUUAGCUCUUUCAAAGUGGCGAGCUAUUCUACUAAAGAAGGGGAUAAUGAAGAAGAAGUUGACACUGAAAUUAUCAAACAGGAAGCAGAAAAUACUGACCCGGCUUACUGGAUAAAACUUCUCAGGCAUCAUUAUGAGCAACAUCAAGAAGACCAGGCUAGAACUCUUGGCAAAGGCAAACGUGUCCGUAAACAGGUUAACUAUAACGAUGGUAGUGUGGCCCAAACGGAAAACAGAGAGGACUCCACGUGGCAAGACAAUGGAUCCGAUUUCAACUCCGAUUUCUCACAGGGCAGUGAGGAUGAUAAGGAAGAUGACGAUUUCGAUGAGAAGAAUGACAACGGCGACCUACUCAGUCGUCGGAGCAAAAGACGCCUCGAGAGACGCGAAGAGCGUGACAGGCCUUUGCCUCCUCUACUUGCCAGAGUCGGUGGCAAUAUGGAAGUUCUCGGCUUUAACGCUAGGCAAAGAAAGUCGUUUCUCAAUGCUAUCAUGCGGUACGGCAUGCCGCCUCAGGACGCUUUCAACUCACAAUGGUUAGUAAGAGAUCUCAGAGGAAAAUCGGAACGCAAUUUCAAAGCCUACGUAUCUUUGUUCAUGCGUCAUCUUUGUGAACCCGGUGCGGACAACGCUGAAACCUUUGCCGAUGGCGUGCCUAGGGAAGGUUUAUCCAGACAGCAUGUAUUGACACGGAUCGGCGUUAUGAGCUUGAUAAGAAAGAAAGUGCAGGAGUUCGAGCAUAUCAACGGGUACUACAGCAUGCCCGAAUUGAUCCGUAAACCAGUGGAACCAGUGAAGAUUGCCGGCGCCAACGAGAGCGCCGCACCCAGUCCGGCUCCAUCCACCGCCACACCCAUUACUUCCGCUGCGCCUUCUCCCGCCCCCACACAAGCCACACAAGCUUCGGGCCAAGCACCCACGCCUGGUGGUUCUGAAAAGGACGAUAAGGAAGAAACAAAAGACGACAAAUCCGAUAAAGAGAUGAAAGUUAAAGACGAAUUGAUGGACGUCAGUGAUAUUAAGGACGAGAAUGAGAUCAAAUCAGAGGAGAAGGAACAGCUUAAAGAAAUGAGCGAGGAGCCUAAAGAUUCUGAAAGACGUAUGUCUGUUGACGAGGAACCUCCUAAGGAAGAGAAGGGAGAGAAGUCUGAUGAGAAAAAAGUAGAAGACAAAGAUGCUGAGAAAGUCAAAGAAGAGUCUAAAGAGGACGCCGACAAAAAAGACGACGCCAAGAGCGAUAAGGCGGAGUCUGAAAGUUCAGAAAAGCCCAAGGAGGAAAAGAAAGACGACGAUGACGAUGACGUCGUUCUAGUUAAAGAGGAAGAAGAUCUCAAAGUAGAGCGACGCAAAUUCAUGUUCAAUAUUGCUGACGGUGGAUUCACGGAGCUCCACACGCUCUGGUUGAAUGAAGAGCGCGCAGCAGCGCCCGGCAGGGAAUACGAGAUAUGGCACAGGCGGCACGAUUACUGGCUGUUGGCCGGCAUAGUAACCCACGGGUAUGGCCGCUGGCAGGACAUUCAGAACGACUUGCGUUUUGCAAUCAUCAACGAGCCGUUCAAGAUGGACGUCGGAAAAGGGAACUUCCUGGAGAUCAAGAACAAGUUCCUUGCUCGUCGCUUCAAGUUGUUGGAGCAAGCUCUAGUAAUCGAGGAGCAGCUGAGGCGAGCCGCGUACCUGAACCUAACGCAGGACCCGAACCAUCCUGCGAUGUCGCUGAAUGCGCGCUUUGCCGAGGUCGAGUGCCUCGCAGAGUCGCACCAGCACCUCAGCAAGGAGUCUCUCGCUGGAAACAAACCCGCCAAUGCUGUAUUGCAUAAGGUGCUGAACCAGUUGGAGGAGCUGUUGUCGGACAUGAAGUCAGACGUGUCGCGACUGCCGGCCACUUUGGCGCGCAUCCCUCCUGUGGCGCAGCGCCUGCAGAUGUCCGAGCGCUCCAUCCUCUCGCGCCUUGCCGCCACUGCCGGCAACCCGCCACCCACUGCUCAACUGGGACAGUUCCCGGGAGGGUUCCAACCUGGUGGGACGCUGCCCGGCUUCUCCCCGGCGGCUGCGGCGGCGGCUAACUUCUCCAACUUCCGCCCGCAGUACUCCGUACCCGGACAGCCCACUUCUACCGCCUCCUCUAAUAAAUCGUAAGCUCGCGUAAGUUAUACACCGCAAAUCAACUUGACACUAGCAGUGAGCGGCUAAUGGUCACAUAGAUAAAAUAUUCUAGAUUAAGCUUCCAAGAUUCCUGUUCCACCUUGAGUUUUAAAGUGAUUAGAACAGUUACAUAGUGAUUAGAACAGUUAUGUUAAGUAACAUAAUUAUUAUUAUACUGUCAUUUUAAACCUGAACUCACAAUAUUAUUUAUUUCAUCCUGAUCUGUAUGAAUCUUUGUAUUGUAUAAGUGAUUGUGGACUUAUGAAAUCUUUAUUUUUAAUUUACCAAAAAUGAAAAUUGAAAUAAAUCG